AUGGCGGACGGUCAUACAAUUGUGAGCUCUGAUGAGAAGUAUGAUUCGGGCAAGAAAUUAAUCAUUGAUCAAGAGAAAUAUACUGAUAAUGUAGUGAAAUAUUUAACAGUAGGUGAUAAAGGCAAAUUCAAAUGGAAUGGUCCCUUCCAAAGCCUAAAAAUGUUGAUGACCGAAUUGACAAAGAACGAAUCAAAAUGGUCGGCAUCUGGUGGUUAUUGUAAAUUGCUCGAACUAAACGAUUUAGCCAUAAGUUGUUAUGCAGACAGUAAGUCGCUUACAGUAAAUGGGAAGUUGAGCGACGAUAUUAAAUCCGAGCUUCAAAAUAUUGCCGGCCUAGCACGUCCUGCAGUUGAAGUAACAAGUAAUAACUAUAAAGAAGCCGAACAUGCGGCAAUAAAUACGGGACGCAUGGAUGCAUCUGAUAGUAGCUGUAGCUGUGCUUAUAUUAAUGCUGAUAUGGAGCCUGGAGGGUAUUAA
Molecule: messenger RNA, 477 nt
Organism: Paramuricea clavata
Lineage: Eukaryota; Metazoa; Cnidaria; Anthozoa; Malacalcyonacea; Plexauridae
Source: the annotation of a GenBank genome assembly